GGGCUCACUGAGUCAAGGAUGAGGAAGUAACACGUCAGACUCCAUUUAGAGGGCGAGCAAGCACAGCAGAGGCAGAAGACCAGUAAAUUUCAAGAGACGAGUUCCCACUUUCCCCCUUUCUGAAGUCUGCUGUGUCUUCAGUGUUGCUGGUUUUCGUCUCAGACCGACUGAAGUCUAGAAGAUGAAUGAUUUAGAAGAAGAUGAAGACAGACCAGUGUCUCCAGUAUCCAGCUGUCUGUCUAUGAGGAGUGACUCGUCCAAAGGUUUGAACUUCAGUAAUCAACCUGGACCAUCAGACGCAAAGGGUCAGUACCAGAGAGCAGAGUCUCUAGUAUCCAGCUGUCUGUCUAUGAAGAGUGACUGGUCCAAAGAUUCACCUCCAUUCUUCAGUAAUGAACCUGGACCCUCAGACACAAAAGGUCAGUACCAGAGGGCAGAGUCUCCAGUAUCCAGCUGUCUGUCUAUGAAGAGUGACUGGUCCAAAGAUUCACCUCCAUUCUUCAGUAAUGAACCUGGACCCUCAGACACAAAAGAGAGGAAUGGGAGGGGUGUUUCUGUGGAGGAGCAGCUGUCCUGCUGUUCAUUGUGUCAGGACACCCUGAAGGAUCCAGUCUCUACCAGCUGUGGACACUGGUUGUGCAGACAGUGCACCACCUCAUACUGGCACCAGUCUGCUUCAUCAGGAGACUCCUCCUGUCCCAAGUGUGCAGAAAGAUCCAGAACAACACCUGGACUGCAGACAGACAGCCAGAGCAGCACUGUACAAAUGGAUGACAGUCUGCAGAAGGUUUUAAAUGAACAUAAGAUCAGUCUGAGGAGGAGAUGUCAACAUGUGACUCAAGGAACUGAUGAAGCAGUAAGUGAAACCCUCCUCAACAGGAUCUACACUGAGCUCUACAUCACAGAGGGACAGAGUGAAGAGGUUAAUACCCAACAUGAAGUGAGGCAGCUUGAGACAGCUUCCAAGAUGAAGAUCCUCCAAGACACUCCAAUCAAGUGCCACAACAUCUUUAAAGUCUUACCUGACCAACAGAAACACAUCAGAGUUGUUCUGACGAACGGUGUUGCUGGCAUUGGAAAAACUUUCUCAGUGCAAAAGUUCACUCUGGACUGGGCAGAGGGCUUGGAAAACCAAGAUGUCAGUCUGGUGAUUCUGCUUUCAUUCAGGGAGCUGAACUUGAUCAAAGAUGAGCAGUACAGUCUUCUCAUGCUAAUCCAUGAUUUCCAUCCAACAUUGCAGAAGGUCACAGCAGAGAAGCUUGCUGUCUAUAAAGUUUUGUUCAUUUUUGAUGGCCUGGAUGAAAGCAGGCUCUCACUCGAUUUCACGAACAGGAUGAUUGUGUCUAGUGUCACACAGACGUCAUCAGUCAACAUGCUAUUGACAAACCUUUUCAAGGGGAAUCUGCUUCCCUUGGCUCUCAUCUGGAUAACUUCCCGACCUGCGGCAGCCAGUCAGAUCCCUCCUACAUGUGUUGACAGGGUAACAGAGGUUCGAGGCUUCACUGAUGCCCAGAAGGAGGAGUACUUCAGGAGGAGAUUCAGUGAUGAAGAGCUGUCCAGGAGAAUCAUCUCACACAUCAAGACAUCCAGGAGCCUCCACAUCAUGUGUCACAUCCCAGUCUUCUGCUGGAUCAUUGCUACAGUUCUGAAGCACAUGUUGACUACAGACCAGGGAGGAGAGCUUCCCAAGACCCUGACUGACCUGUACUCACACUUCCUUCUGGUUCAGACAAAGAGGAAGAAGCACAAGUAUGAUGAGGCACAUGAGAGUCCACAGGAGCUGACGGAGGCUGACAGGGAUGUUCUUCUGAAGCUGGGGAGGCUGGCGUUUGAACAUCUGGAGAAAGGGAACAUCAUGUUCUACCAAGAAGACCUGGAGCGCUGUGGUCUUGAUGUCACAAAGGCCUCAGUGUUAUCAGGAUUUUGUACAGAGAUCUUCAAAAGAGAGAGUGUGAUCUUCCAGAAAACAGUCUACAGCUUUGUUCAUCUGAGCGUUCAGGAGUUUCUGGCUGCAGUCUACAUGUACCACUGUUACACCAACAGGAAGACAGAGGCACUAGCGGACUUCCUGGAAGAUAUGGAUGAUGAAGAAGAAGAGGAGGAAGAAGAAGAAGAUGAUGAUGAUGAUGAUGAUGAUGAUGAUGCUGACAGGGACAUUAAUCAUUACACAUCUCUGGAUGUCUUCCUGAUGGGAGCAAUGGAGAAAUCUCUCAGAAGUAAAAAUGGUCACCUUGACCUGUUUGUUCGCUUCCUUCAUGGCCUCUCUCUGGAGUCCAACCAGAGGCUCUUAGGAGACUUGCUGGGUCAAACAGAGAACAGUCCCAAAAUCAUUCAGAGAGCCAUCAACAAGCUGAAGGAGAUGAAUACGCACAGAAUCUCUCCAGACAGAAGCAUCAACAUCUUCCACUGUGUAAUAGAGAUGAAUGACCGCUCAGUACAUCAGGAGAUCCAAGAGUUCCUGAAGUCAGAGAACAGAUCAGAGAAGGAACUCUCUGAUAUCCACUGCUCAGCUCUGGCCUACAUGCUGCAGAUGUCAGAGGAGGUUCUGGAUGAGUUGGACCUAAAGGUGUACAGAACAUCAGUGGAGGGACGACAGAGACUGAUCUCAGCUGUGAGGAACUGCAGAAAGGCUCGGCUUUCUGACUCUGGACUCUCUGUGACUCACUGUGAACUCUUGGCCUCAGCUCUGAAGUCCAACCCCUCCCAUCUGAGAGAGCUGGAUAUGAGUGGAAAUUAUCUGCAGCAUUCAGGGGUGAAGAUGCUGUCUGCAGGACUUAAGAGUCCAUAUUGUAGACUACAGACUCUGAGGCUUGAUCGAUGUGAACUGUCAGAGAGCUCCUGUAUUUUUCUUGCCAUGGCUCUGAAGUCCAACCCCUCCUAUCUGAGAGAGCUGGAUCUGAGUGACAACUACCUUCAGGAUUCAGGAGUGAAGCUGCUGUUUCCGGAAUUUGCAAGUUCAGAUUCCCGACUGGAGACCCUGAGAUUGAGGUGCUGUGGCUUGGCGGAGGUCAGCUGUGCUUCUCUGGCCUCAGCUCUGAAGUCCAACCCCUCCCAUCUGAGAGUGCUGGAUCUGAACAAUAACAACUUGCAGGAUUCAGGAGUGAAGCUGCUUUGUCAUUUUCUGGAGACUCCACACUGUGGACUGGAGACUCUGAGAUUGAGUUGCUGCAGGUUGUCAGAGAUCAGCUGUGCUUCUCUGGCCUCAGCUCUGAAGUCCAACCCCUCCCACCUGAGAGAGUUGGAACUGGGUAAUAACAAGCUGCAGAAUUCAGGAGUGAAGCUGCUGUCUGAUGUACUGGAGAGUCCAAACUGUAGACUGGAGACUCUGAGGCUGUCACGUUGUCUGGUCACACAUGAAGGCUGUUCUUCUCUAGCCUCAGCUCUGCAGUUCAACCCUUCCCACCUGCGAGAGCUGGAUCUGUGCCUCAACAAGCUGCAGGAUUCAGGAGUGAAGCUGUUGUGUGAAUUUUUGGAGAUUCCACACUGUAGACUGGAGACUCUGAGAUUGAGUUGGUGCAGAUUGUCAGAGAUCAGCUGUGCUUCUUUGGCCUCAGCUCUGAAAUCCAACCCUUCCCAUCUGAGAGAGCUGGAUCUGAGUAACAACAAGCUGCAGAUUUCAAGAAUGAAGCUACUGUGUGAUCUUAAGGAAAGUCCACACUGUAGACUGGAGACUCUGAGGGUGUAGACAGACGUGAGGUAUGACAUGAGGAGGGAUGGAGACACCAGAACAAAGAAAAGGUCCUGAUCCCUCAUUGGCUUCCCACCCAACCAAUACAGUGCGUCCCUGCCAUAGAACCCUGGCUGCUGUGGAGUGAUAUUGUGAUACUGGUUGCCCCUGGCUCAACUGCUAGUACCAGCUCUUAUUCCUGUUGUUUGUUUAAGCCGGAGAAUAUACCGGAGCUCUCCAGCUCUGGCCAAGGUACAAAGACUCCUCCACCACCACGCAACAACAGCAAGGCUCUACGGCCAGAACAAGGAGACUCUGCUGACUCACACAACAGUUUAAACACAAUCACAGUGUCACAGUCUGUGCUGAAAUGAUGGCCAAUGUGGGUAUUUAGCCAGGAUCCUCAUGCAUUUAACCUGAGUGGGUAUCACGUUCAGUCAUGGCUAGACUACUCUGUAAAGCAAGAUGCACACUCUUACUUCCCCUGUCGAUUAUUGGUGCCACAAAUUAUAAAGAUGUUAUAAUUACAAAAUGACAACCAACUAAUUAGAAAAGUGAAAUGGAGAUGGACGGGGGAUUCCACAAGCAUGCAUCCUGCUACUGCCAAGCUUCUUCCGUGUGGGCAGAGAAGGUGAAAACUGUAGUUAAACUGUGGCCCACCUGCUAGGUCCAAACCAGAUUAAAAAUAACCAGUGCUAUUAUGCUAUCUGCCUUUAUGCCUGCUGUGUGUUGCUUUAAAUCGAAAACAAAUAUUAAAAUGCUGACACAGCAUGGUUUUGUUUUAAAGUGUGAUUGUACAUGAGACAGAUGCAACAUUGAGACUGUAAAUAUUGAUCUGGCAGUGGUGCACAUGAUGCAAGCUGAGCCAUGUGUCAAAAACCUUUUUUUGUGGUUUCAGGUUUGCGUCACUCUUUCCUUAAUCAUCACGGAAAUGCACCUGCUCUGAUAAGCCUGAAGCAAAUACAAUGGAUUGGUCACUUCAGUGUUACUAGGGGUUUUUCUUGAAAGUCAGCAUGCUAUCUUGGAUGUUCUCUCUGAGCUGUGUCGAGUCACUAAGUCUCAAGUCUUAGUCGAGUCCCCAUUACCUGAAUCCGAGUCAUCAAGGUUGAGUCUGAGUCGAGUUCCAAGAUGGGCUCCAGUGCUCCACUCUGGCACAGUCGAAGAACUGACAUACAAAUAAAAAGGUUUCCAUUAAACAAAAAUGACACAGCUGUCAUUUUUCAUAUUAAUAUUAAUGAUGCACUGAUUGCAAUUUCGCUUGGCCGAUUCUGAUUUCCAAUUUUUUAAAAGUCUGACCUACCGAUUCCUUUUUUUGGUGAUUCUGAUUUUC
Messenger RNA from Thunnus maccoyii (southern bluefin tuna), 4997 nucleotides. Its product is annotated as NACHT, LRR and PYD domains-containing protein 12-like. The record is from RefSeq and is a predicted model, not a curated record. The coding region runs from base 182 to 3685 and encodes 1167 amino acids. The transcript is spliced from 13 exons. Gene Ontology annotation, molecular function: protein binding. NCBI's taxonomy places the organism in Eukaryota, Metazoa, Chordata, Actinopteri, Scombriformes, Scombridae.